AUGAACAGCACAGAGGGUGACAAUUUUUACAUCCCCAUGUCCAACAGGACUGGGCUUGUGAGGAAUCCUUACUAUUACACUCAAUACUACUUGGCUGAGCCAUGGAAGUUCAAGGCACUUGCUGCCUACAUGUUUUUACUGAUCUGUUUUGGCUUCCCCAUCAAUGGUCUGACACUGAUGGUUACAGCUCAGCACAAGAAACUCCGGCAACCUCUUAACUUUAUCCUGGUGAACCUGUCCUUCGCAGGACUGAUCAUGGUUCUUUUUGGAUUCACAGUCUGCUUCUUUUGCUCACUGCAAGGUUACUUGGUUUUGGGACCACUGGGCUGUCAAAUUGAAGGCUUCAUGGCUACACUUGGAGGUCAGGUUUCCCUGUGGUCUCUUGUGGUACUGGCUAUUGAGAGAUACAUUGUUGUCUGCAAGCCUAUGGGGAGCUUUAAGUUUAAGAACAACCAUGCUUUGGCAGGAGUUGGAUUUACUUGGUUCAUGGCAUCAACUUGUGCUAUACCCCCAUUGGUCGGCUGGUCAAGGUACAUUCCAGAGGCCAUGCAGGUAUCGUGUGGGCCAGACUACUAUACAUUGAACCCUGCCUACAACAACGAAUCGUUUGUCCUCUACAUGUUCAGUUGUCACUUCUGUGUUCCUGUCACAAUCAUCUUCUUUACGUAUGGAAAUCUUGUGAGCACUGUCAAGGCGGCUGCAGCUUCCCAGCAAGAUUCAGCAUCUACCCAGAAAGCUGAGAGGGAAGUGACAGGCAUGUGCAUUCUGAUGGUCUGUGGUUUCCUUCUGGCCUGGGUCCCAUAUGCCAGCUUUGCUGCAUGGAUCUUUUUUAAUAGAGGAGCUGCCUUCUCUCCCCAGGCUAUGGCAAUCCCUUCUUUCUUUUCUAAGACAUCUGCUUUGUUCAACCCUGUUAUCUAUGUGCUGAUGAACAAACAGUUCCGUAACUGCAUGCUCACCACCUUAUUCUGUGGCAAGAACCCUCUUGGUGACGAGGAGUCAUCUCAGGUGUCAACAAGCAAGACAGAAGUGUCCUCUGUGGCUCCAGCAUAG
Molecule: messenger RNA, 1050 nt
Organism: Osmerus eperlanus (European smelt)
Lineage: Eukaryota; Metazoa; Chordata; Actinopteri; Osmeriformes; Osmeridae
Product: green-sensitive opsin-1-like
Exons: 5
Coding region: 1-1050 (349 amino acids)
Biological process (GO): cellular response to light stimulus; G protein-coupled receptor signaling pathway; phototransduction
Cellular component (GO): photoreceptor outer segment; plasma membrane
Molecular function (GO): G protein-coupled photoreceptor activity
Source: RefSeq, a predicted model, not a curated record